AUGGAUCAGCUUCUCACCACUCUCUGGAGCAGAGGUGGCUGGUUCCGCGCCUUUACACCUCCUCCAACCGUCAACGAUGCUCCCCAAGGAACUCCUAUUCUCGACGUCCCCUCCGAUAUUCUGCUCCUCAUCGGAGACUACCUCAAUGAUUCAGAAAUCCUCAGCUUCAAGCUCACCUGCCGGAGCACUUAUGCUCUGUUUCCACAGACGUACAAGGCAUUGCCGCCGUACUUGAAGAAGCGCUUCCUCCCCAUGAUCGAAAAGGACCCCCUGGGUAAGGGCACUGUCUAUUGCCACCCGUGCAACAGGCUUCAUCCUUUCGUCGAGACGACUGGACCUCAGUCUGGGCCUGAACUGGGCGUUGAUGGGAAAAGACUCAAGUGUAUGAGCCGAGAUCGAUUCUCUCCAACCGGCAACCCCUUUACCCUGAGCUACAUCCAUGCCAGGCUCGCCAUGAACAGACACCUGUACGGACCCGAAUACGGCAUCCCGCUGGCGAAUCUGUGCACCGAGCAGAGCGAGCGGCGAGACCUGAUGACGGUGCAGUGCUCGACAUCGGCCAAGAUCAUGGACGACGAGCUGUUCUUGCAGCGCACCUACGUCCUGACAGUAGCUGGUAGCGAUGUGGCCGAGUUCCGCAAAUGCACCGGCGCGCGCGACUUCAAGCUGUGCGAGCACACUUCUUUCUUUCCGGCGACCUCGCCCUUCCGCCACUCCAUCCCCGAGCUGCUCAAGAAGCCCGCGACUGGCGGCGACGGCCUCGUCCCUUGCUUCGAGGCGCCGGGAUCGUGUGGCUUGUGCCUGAUGGACUAUGACAUCACGAUCCAGCCUUGUGCGGACGAGUCCUACCGCAUCGUCAUCCGAGCCACUCACCAGGUCGGCGCUUGCCGCUCGCCGCGCGACUGGAAGUGGGCGAGGUUCAGCGAGUGCUACCGCGUCCAUAUCUUCUACCCCAGCCGGCCCAACCGUCGAGGAUCUGCUUAUCGCCCGGGCUCCCUCCACAAGCAAUGGGCUGAUGACGAGAGGGAAGCCUGCGCCGUGCUGGACGGAGGAUCCGGCAAUAUGGUUAGGGGCCUGUUUGGCUUGUCUUUUCUCAGCUAG
This is a messenger RNA of Trichoderma virens Gv29-8, 1101 nucleotides long. RefSeq lists its product as uncharacterized. NCBI's taxonomy places the organism in Eukaryota, Fungi, Ascomycota, Sordariomycetes, Hypocreales, Hypocreaceae. Gene Ontology annotation, molecular function: protein binding. The coding region runs from base 1 to 1101 and encodes 366 amino acids. The transcript has a single exon. The record is from RefSeq and is a predicted model, not a curated record.